Molecule: messenger RNA, 1548 nt
Organism: Kazachstania africana CBS 2517
Lineage: Eukaryota; Fungi; Ascomycota; Saccharomycetes; Saccharomycetales; Saccharomycetaceae
Gene: AIT1
Product: Ait1p
Exons: 1
Coding region: 1-1548 (515 amino acids)
Source: RefSeq, a predicted model, not a curated record
AUGACUCGAAUAAACCAUGCUGCUACGUAUUACAUGCCUUUACUAUGUUCCAAUAAACCCUACGUUCGUAUAUCCACAGUAACCCUCUGUUUCCUGAUCUAUGUAAUUUUCUAUUUGUUUUCAAAAUUGCUUGCCUCAGAAUACAGAGAUGAGCCACAGAUGUUCAAACCAGAUGCUCAGGACUAUUUUAGAACCAUACUAUUGGGAGUCUUUUCGCCUUACGUUUUCAUAUUCUUUAAAAGAUUCAUAAUAAAUAUCAAAGGCAGUUACAUUUUGAGUAAUCUCUUUCUCGAUUUCUUCAUAAAUGAUUGGUUUCUAUUCUGCAUAUUGAUUGGUUUAGCAUACCCUCAGGUCCAAAAUACAAUUGACCCUUCUUUUAAUCAUCACCUCGAUCACAAUUCCUCCGUUUGGCAAAUUAUACCGAGACAAUCAUUCUUAUUUGGUAUUGCAUGGUCAUUAGGGGAAUUUUCCAUCUCAAUAAUGUCUAAUCUUUCAACUUUCCUAGAGAUCCCAUCAAAUUCCUCUCGUAUUUCAGUCACUGAUCAUAAUAAUACAAAUCAUAGCCCAAAUUCCAUCAAUAGACAAAAUAUUACACUGUCGAAAUGUGUAGGGGUACGAAGAGUCUCAUCUUCAAUUUCAUCAAAUGUUUACUCAUCAGAUUUAACAAAAUAUCAUUCUAAAUAUGGCAGUAUUGAUGAUUUAAGAAAUGAAACGACAACAACCAAGACAAAUGAAGAGGGUAAAAUAUUGAUAGUGGAUCCGUCAGAUAAUUCCUUAAGGUUGACAUCAUCUAUCCUCGAGGCUAAUAACAUCAAACAGCCCCAAAGGGAUCCUAUUCUGUACAAGGAUAAGGGUUUUGUUUGGAUCCAAUAUGAUGAGAAUAAUACUUCAUUGAGAAGAUUUUAUGAAGCUACAUCAGCAAGAGAUCUUUUAGUACAUUAUCUCUUUGUACUUUUCAUUCUAGUGAGUAACAUAAUGCUGCUGGUAGGAGAAUCUUUAAUACUUUCAAUGUAUUUCAUCUAUGUUCCAAAACAUGACGUGUUAUUCACUAAACCUGUCAACUAUUUUGGCACAAGAACAAUUACUUAUUACUUACUGUGUGUUGUAGUACCUUUCACGACAAUAAAUUGUCUGGUAAAUAUAAUUGCCUUAUUCUGGAAUGACAUUGAUGAAUGGUACAAUGGACAUCUAACUACGACAAGUCUCUAUCAAAAUAAUUUUUUACAAAAAUAUUUCAGUUGCUAUACAGAUAUCAACAAACUCCAACAGUUUAGAAAGCCUAAUGAAGUAACAGGCCCUACACAACCUCCAUUUCCUUAUACAAUUCCUGAUUCACCUAUCUUUCUUAAUGAUUCUCUUAUCUACUACGAUAGGGUGAACACUACAUCAAUUGUAACACCGACCAAAUGGACCCUUAAAGCAUUCCUAAGAUAUAUUACUGAUCUUUGGAAGGAUCUAUCAGGGAAUGAUGCAUUUAUCAUACUUUCGACGUUCUUUUGGAGUUUGCUCGUCCUUAUUACGGGCAUACUCUGUAGCAUUAUCGUGUAA